This is a messenger RNA of Macrobrachium nipponense, 611 nucleotides long. It is a transcript of the gene Prosalpha7, whose product is annotated as proteasome subunit alpha type-3-like. Lineage: Eukaryota; Metazoa; Arthropoda; Malacostraca; Decapoda; Palaemonidae. Gene Ontology annotation, biological process: ubiquitin-dependent protein catabolic process; proteasomal protein catabolic process. The record is from RefSeq and is a predicted model, not a curated record. Gene Ontology annotation, cellular component: nucleus; proteasome core complex; proteasome core complex, alpha-subunit complex.
UCUUUACCUUGGUUAUAACGUGCAAUCCUGACAGUGGUGUUGUACGCUAAUAUCGUAUGAUGGGUUGACAAGAGUUGUGGACGUGAGUUGAUAGAAUAGCGGUGUUUGGACGCAAGUGGAAUUAACCAACGUAAACCAUGAGCUCGAUUGGAACAGGUUACGAUCUGUCAGCAUCACAGUUUUCACCAGAUGGACGAGUAUUUCAAGUAGAGUAUGCUCAAAAAGCAGUAGAGAAUAGUGGAACAGCUGUUGGUUUGAGAUGCAAAGAUGGAGUGGUUUUGGCCGUUGAAAAAAUUAUAACAUCAAAAUUGUUUGAACCAGAUGCAAAUAAACGUAUAUUCACUGUAGACACUCAUGCUGGCAUUGCAUGUGCUGGUCUUCUCGCUGAUGCUAGAGCAAUAGUAGAGGUGGCAAAAAUUGAAUCCUCAAAUUUCAGAGCUGAAUAUGGUGUACCCAUUCCAUGUAAGUACUUAGCCGAACGAGUUAGCCAUUAUCUUCACGCUUACACAUUGUACUCUGCUGUACGACCUUAUGGUUGCUCAAUCAUCUUAAGUGCUUUCGACAAGGAUGGGCCUCAGCUGUAUAUGAUAGAUCCUGCUGGGAUGUGCAGU